AUUUAAAAACCUUAACCAGAUGUUUUUUUCCCUAGAAAAACCCGUUCAAUCCUAUCAUAAGCUAACAAAAUGUUAUCAGUUAUUAUUAUUUAUUAGUCUAUUUUUCACAAGCACCCUGGCUAUCAGAAAUAAUAUUACGGGGUAUAAAUUAUGUUUGGGUCUUUGAUCUUAGGAUUCAAAAUUAUAUUUUAAAACUUUAAACAAAUACGAGAAUAAAUUAAAAUUUAAGCGGAAUUAAUUUCUGGUUUUAGGAACGAAAUCGGUGAGAAAUGAAACCAGAUUUAUACCCUAAUUUCCUAAUUUGAGUAAUUUGGUAGGUCUCGAAUUCUAUGCUGACAAAUCCUGCCACAGCCUUACACGCCGCCGUUGCCAGCCGCCACCGGUGGGAGCAAGGACGCCGGAACCAUUCUUACUCCAUCUUGCGACUUGUGCCUUGCGAGGCGCUUCUCUCUGCCUCUCUCACGUGAGCAACCCUUUCUUAGCUACUGACUACCAUUUUUGUAUGAAGCUAGCCAACAAAGAUGAUCCAGUGAAGAGUUUCUGAGGGGUUUAUUUGGGUACUACAAUGUAACAAGUUCACAAUCCAAUAGAGUUUUGUUUGUGGGUCCACGAUUGAUGAUUCUCACUUCACUCUUUGAAGCAUCGCCGAUUCCCCCCAUUUGCGCUUCAACUAUCUUCGUUUCCUCUUCUUCCAAAUCAGAUCAUAAGGAAUGGUAAAAUUCACGAUAAGUAAGGGCAGAUAUAUGUAUACCCAUGAUCAGAAAUAUCCCUGCGAAAAUGUCGACAUACACCACAUUAUUUUGAAGAGUGGUAGGGCAAAUUAUGUCUUUGUAUACACCUCAGCCGUUCUUGUAUUAGCUUCUGCCUUAUAUCUCUAUAUUCUUGGGGAAAAAUCAAUUAGUAUUGUAUAUUACAGCCUGCUUUUUGACCUAUUUCUUGUCAAGUUAUUGCUUCGAAAGCCUGUUAAGAAAGAGUCUGUUGUAAUUAUGCCAGCUUUUGGAGUACAGCUUGAGACUCACUACAUGAGUGGAAAAAUCGUUAGAUGCUUUGUUCCCAUUGACAAGAUUCUGAAACCUGUUCUAGUAGAAUGUGUGACACCAGUGACUUGUUACUUGACACUAUCGUUGAUGAUUCGUGGGGAAUCGGAAAUGGUAUUAGUUUUCAAGAGCUUGCGUCCACCAGUGAAAAUGCUGGUCCAUGUAUGGAAGGCCCUAUGUGCUGCAACUGAUAUUAAGGAAGAGGCUAUGAUGUAGUGAUUCAGGACCCGUUUGAAAUAAUCUCAAGUUCAUAGUUUCGGAAGUAUACAUUUUUGGCAUUUCUGGCCAUCUACUGAGGGCUAAUUAACUAGAUUGUUGUUCCAUAAAUUAGGUAGGUUGCAUAAACAGGAAUGUUUCGUGACAUGACAUGACAUAGCUGUACAUGCUGAAUAUUAUUGCCAAGAGAAUGUUUCUAUGCGCAUUAAACUACUUUACAUGGAUCGCUAUCUUAGCGAUCAAAUUGGACCCCUCAUUAUACACCAUGUAAAAUGACGUUGAAUCGGUCAUAUAUCUAUCUAUAUACAAUCAUCUAUAGUACGGUUGUCUAUC
Arachis ipaensis is the source of this 1586-nucleotide messenger RNA. Its product is annotated as phosphatidylinositolglycan-like protein. The record is from RefSeq and is a predicted model, not a curated record. Lineage: Eukaryota; Viridiplantae; Streptophyta; Magnoliopsida; Fabales; Fabaceae. Gene Ontology annotation, cellular component: glycosylphosphatidylinositol-N-acetylglucosaminyltransferase (GPI-GnT) complex. Gene Ontology annotation, biological process: GPI anchor biosynthetic process.